AUGCCCAUGAGGGUGCAGUUUGAGGACCGGGAGGUGCUGAGGAGGCUUUCCGAGGCCUGUUACUCAACAAAACUAGGAAACAAGGUAUCUGCAUCACCAGCAUCCGACAGAUACAUCUUGCUAUUGUCACUAGCCAGGGUCAUCAUGCCUCGUGGUCAGAAGAGCAAGCACCAUGCUCAGGAGAAACAGCUCCAAACCCAAAGUGAGGCUCAGGCUUGUGGAAAUGAUCAGGCAACAGCAGAAGAAAAACCAAAGGCAGCAAGAGAGUCCUCUGCUGCCUCACAGAGGCAGCCUAGGGCUAAGUCUUCCAGCACUCCCAAGGCAAGUCAGAAAGCAACACCAUCUGCCAAAAUUAUUCUGAGUAGUUCUUCCUCAGAAUCAGAUGAAAGUUCCUAUGAGGACUUUGAGCCAAGUAUGCAAAAGGAGCGCCCUUUUCUGCACCAAGAUCUGAUAGCAAGGAGGGUGGCAAUCGUGUUACAGUACCUGCUCCACAACUACAAUUUGAAGCAGCUCACGACCAAGGAAGAAAUGCUGAAGGUUAUCACCAAGAAGUAUGAAAAAGACUUUCCUGAGAUCCUCAGGAAAGCCUCUGAGAAGCUCGAGGAUGCCUUUGCAGUGGAAGUGAGGGAAGUCAACUCCAGUCAGCCCUCAUACAACCUCAUCAGCAAGCUGAAACUCCCCAACAAUGGGAGGAUCCGUGCAGGCAAAGGCUUACCCAAGACCGGUUUCCUGAUGAGUGUCCUGGGCAUCAUCUUCAUUCAGGGCAACUGCGCCAGUGAAGAAGACAUGUGGGAAAUCCUGAAGAAGAAGCAAAUCUACCCAGGGAAGAAGCACCGCAUCUUUGGUGAGCCACGGAAGCUCAUGACCCAGUAUUUGGUGAAGCUGAAGUACCUGGAGUACCGGCAGGUGGCCGACAGUGAUCCUCCACGCUACGAGUUCCUGUGGGGUCCCCAAGCCCAUGCUGAAACAAGCAAGAUGAAAGUCCUGGAAUAUUUGGCUAAGAUCAACAAAACAAAGCCUAGUGCCAUCUCAGCCCUUUACCAAGAGGCUUUGAAAGAUGAGCAGGAGAGAGCAGAAGCCAGGGAUGAAGAUAAUACUGACACCACUGACCAGUCUACUGAAGAUUCCCCGGAAAAAUCUCCAGCAGCUUCUACCACCCCUGUUGAUGCUUGA
Molecule: messenger RNA, 1173 nt
Organism: Apodemus sylvaticus (European woodmouse)
Lineage: Eukaryota; Metazoa; Chordata; Mammalia; Rodentia; Muridae
Product: melanoma-associated antigen B3-like
Exons: 3
Coding region: 1-1173 (390 amino acids)
Biological process (GO): negative regulation of transcription by RNA polymerase II
Cellular component (GO): nucleus
Source: RefSeq, a predicted model, not a curated record